Callithrix jacchus (white-tufted-ear marmoset) is the source of this 6472-nucleotide messenger RNA. It is a transcript of the gene TMX4, whose product is annotated as thioredoxin related transmembrane protein 4. The record is from RefSeq and is a predicted model, not a curated record. Gene Ontology annotation, cellular component: endomembrane system. NCBI's taxonomy places the organism in Eukaryota, Metazoa, Chordata, Mammalia, Primates, Cebidae. Gene Ontology annotation, molecular function: disulfide oxidoreductase activity.
UCCAUUUUACUGCAGGUGGCAAUAGUCUUAACUGACUGAUUUUGUUGGUUAUAGGACUCAUGUUUUUAAGAGUUUCUAUAAAAUUAACAUUCUUUUUGUAAAAAACAAACAAUGCAAGUGCAUAGCCUAGUUUCAUCAAAUCCUCAAUUAGUGAUACUUCAAUAUACACACGCAGAGAGUAAAUUUUCCUCUCCAGCAAGAGAUGCUCACCACGUCCCUUCAUUUUUCAUUAAACAUACGUGUACUUUGCAGUUCGCUGCUUUUAUUUUUGCUGUCAUUGAAGAGGGGAUGGAUUUUAAAAUUACUGGCCACAUUUCCCUUUAGAGAAGCCCACACGUGCCAACCCUGCCUUUACUGGAGCCUUAGCAGCAGCGCUGCAUGUUCUAACUUAGGCAACAUUGGGUCAUCUGUUUAUUGUCAGCUUGGCGGUCAGAAGAAAGGGCGGCGGUUGCCGAGGCAACCGACACCCCGGGCAACGGCAAGUGGGCGGGAGGGGGCGUGGCCACGACGGGCAAGCGACGACAGGAGGAGGCGUCCGCCGCGGCGUUGCGAGCACCGCCAGUCUGCGCGGCCGGGCGUAGGCGGGGUGGCCCCAGCGUCUCCGGCAGCUUUGAAAAACCAGGGCGGGCGAGCGCGGCUGAGGGCUUGGCCGCUGACUUUCCCCACACUCCCGGCCGAGGAGCCUCGCUCCGCGCCCAAUAUGGCGGGUGGGCGCUGCAGCUCGCAGCUAACGGCGCUCCUGGCUGCCUGGGUCGCCGCGGCGACGGCUACGGCAGGCCCCGAUCAGGCCGCGCUGCCGGCAGAGCAGAGCCGGGUCCAGCCCAUGACCGCUUCCAACUGGACGCUGGUGAUGGAGGGCGAGUGGAUGCUGAAAUUUUAUGCCCCAUGGUGUCCAUCCUGCCAGCAGACUGAUUCAGAAUGGGAGGCUUUUGCAAAGAAUGGUGAAAUACUUCAGAUCAGUGUGGGGAAGGUAGAUGUCAUUCAAGAGCCAGGUUUGAGUGGCCGCUUCUUUGUCACCACUCUCCCAGCAUUUUUUCAUGCAAAGGAUGGGAUAUUCCGCCGUUAUCGUGGCCCAGGAAUCUUCGAAGACCUGCAGAAUUAUAUCUUAGAGAAGAAAUGGCAAUCAGUUGAGCCUCUAACCGGCUGGAAAUCCCCGGCUUCUCUAACGAUGUCUGGAAUGGCUGGUCUUUUUAGCAUCUCUGGCAAAAUAUGGCAUCUUCACAACUAUUUCACAGUGACCCUUGGAAUUCCUGCUUGGUGUUCUUACAUCUUUUUCGUCGUAGCCACCUUGGUUUUUGGCCUUUUCAUGGGUCUGGUCUUGGUGGUAAUAUCAGAAUGUUUCUAUGUGCCAUUUCCAAGGCAUUUAUCUGAGCAUUCUGAGCAGAAUCAGAGGUCAGAGGAGGCUCAUAGGGCUGGACAGUUGCAGGAUGCAGAGGACGACAAAGAUGAUUCAAAUGAAGAAGAAAACAAAGACAGCCUUGUAGAUGAUGAGGAAGAGAAAGAGGACCUUGGCGAUGAGGAUGAAGCCGAGGAAGAAGAGGAGGAGGACAACCUGGCUGCUGGUGUGGAUGAAGACAGAAGUGAGGCCAAUGACCAGGGGCCUCCAGGAGAGGACAGUGCGACCCAGGAGGAACUAGAGCCUGAGGAGACUGAAGAAGCCAUCUCUGAGCAGCCCUGCCCAGCUGACACAGAGGUGGUGGAAGACUCCUUGAGGCAGCGUAAAAGUCAGCAUGCUGAUAAGGGACUGUAGAUUUAAUGAUGUGUUUUCAAGAAUACAGACCAAAACAAUGUCAGCUUCCCUCUGGCCUGCAGUUUGAACCAAAUCCUUAAUUUCUCCCGAAUGAGCAAGCUUCUCUCUUAAAAGAUGCUCUCUAGUCAUUUGGUCUCAUGGCAGUAAGCCUCACUUAUACUAAGAAGAGUCAGGUGUGACAAUCAGGAUAUAGAAAAACAAACGUAGUGUUGGGAUCUGUUUGGGGGCUGGGAUGGGAACAAGUUCAUUUACUUGGUGGCGAGAAAGUCUUGACCAGAGGAGGCUACUUCCAGCCCUAAAUAGCACCUUCUACAGACAAGGCUGCAGGCCGAGAGAAAUAAAGCAAAGCAGGAGCCUUGGAUCCUGAGCAUCCUCAAAGUGUAGCGUAGAAGCCUUACUUCCUUUUCUUGUGUAAAGGAUUUGUUUUUGUCAAAUUGCAAGAAACAUCAGGCACUACAGUGCAUGAACACUCUUUUACAAUUAGCAGUUGAGAAGGCCUUCGGUAUAGAAAGGAGCUCAGAAGUCAUUGCAGCCCUCUGACUCUCCUGUGUCAUGUUUUAUUUCUUACCUUUAAUUUUUCCAACUUUUCCACCAUGGGGGUUCAGGCUCUCCACACUCUUCACAAUUAUCUCUUGGUUAGAGGACACGGAUAGCAACCAGGUUUACAUGUACUGUGUUGCUUAUUCUGACCUAUGGGUUUAGGUAAUCAGUAACCAUAACCCAUGAAGCCAUGACCACCAAACAUCUCAAAUGAAAUAUUGUAGCCAUCAGAGAUUCAAAGGGAAGUAAGGAUUUUACAAGACAUUAAAAAAAAUUGUUUGGCCAAAAUAUAAUGUUUAUAUUUUUUUGAGUUUCCUUAACAAUAUUCUUUUUCAAGCCAGAAUCCUCUAAGUCUUGCUAGUACAAGGUGGUCUUGUGAAGAAAAGUUAAAUACUGUUUUGUUUUGUUUUCAUCUCAAGGGGUUCCCUGGGUCUUGAACUACUUUAAUAAUAACUAAAAAGCCACUUCUGGUUUUCCUCCAGUGUUGUGCUUUUGGUGAAAGAAUUAAUGAACUUCAGUAUCUGAAAGUGAAAGAUUUGAUUUCGUUUCCGUCUUCUUUAAUCUUCCAAAGAAUUAUAUCUUUGCAAAUCUCUCAAUACUCAAUCUACUGUAAGUACCCAGGGAGCCUAAUUUCUUUUAAAAAAAUCUGUCCAUUUAUUUUUCUCUUACCUGAUUUUUGUGUUAGAAUAAAUUCCUGAAAUUAGACUCCAAGCAUAUGAACGAUGCCUAAAGUUGAUUCUAUGCCCCUUGGAUCCAGACAGCAUAAUGAGUACAGGUUUAUGAAACUCUGAAAGUUUCUGUUGCAUUUAAAAAGGAACAUGCGGUAUAUUUCUCUCUGGCUGUUUAGAUAACCCUUUCCUUGUAUUAACUGCGAGCACAGGGCUCACUGGUCGGGGAGGUUCUGAAACUCCCUGCCCUCCUGUGGCUGAAUGAAGGUGUUGCAGACUUGCACAAAGGAGGUUAUUUUUCUGACAGCAUCAAUUUUUGGAGAUGAUUACUUUUCAUCUUUCCAAUUCAAUUACUUGACAGUCUCCUUCCCUAGUAUGGUAAAGUUUAAGAGUCACCAGUAAUUGUGCUUUUCAGACAGUGGUGCAGCUUCAAGAUUGAGGCUAUCACCCAGCUGAUGGGCUUGGAGAAACUUGCAAUGUCCUGCCCAUUUCCUGCCCCCUUAGUCACUGCCCAUUUCCUCCCCCUUUAGUCACUGCCCAUUUCCUGCCCCUUUGGUCGCUGACACAUCUUCACCCAAAGUGCCAUGGUUCUGAUGGUGGCAGUUCCAUCUCCCUGACACCAGGAAUCUUUUCUGGAUCAGAGCAGAGCUGGGCCUGCCUGUCCUCCUGUCACUGGAUUUCUUUCUCUUAUAAUAAUCAGCUGAAACAGAGUUUCCAAAGAACAGUAAACUCAGGUUCACAGGUAUUAUGGAAUAAGAAUGGUUUUAUAGUUUGGCUUUUCUAUAUAAUGCCUCCCACUCAAACUGAAAUAUUCAGUUUUUUUAGUGGAGUAUUUGACUAGAGGGGAGGGGAGGGAAGGCAGAAAUACAGUCUACCCUGGCUUUUAUAAAUGUAAAGCUAAUUUCCAACCAGACCCCAAAUAGUACAGGUUGAACAUUCCUGAUCCACCAAUCCAAAACUCCAAAUGCUCCAAAAUCUUGAACUUUUUGAGUUCCAACAUUAUGUCAGAAGUGGAAAAUUUUAAACCUGACCUCAUUUGACAGGUCGCAGUGCAAUCAAAACUUUGUUCCAUGCACAAGAUUAUUAAAAAUAUUGUAUAUAAUUACCUUCAAGCUAUGUUGUAUAAGGUCUGUGUAAAACAUAAUAGGAUUUUGUGUUUAGAUGUGGGUCUUACUCCCAAGAUAUCUCUCAUACAUACAAAAAUCCCCAAAUCCAGAAAAAUUUGAAAGACUUCUGGUCCCACACAUUUUGGACAAGGGAUAUUUGAUCUAUAUCUAAUUAUAUAAUAGGACAAUUUUUUUUUUUUUUUAGAUGGAUUUUCGCUCUUGCCGCCCAGGCUGCAAUGGCCCAAUCUCAGCUUGCUGCAACCUCCUCCUCCCUAGUUCAAGCAAUUCUCCUGGCUCAGCCUCCAAAGUAGCUGGGAUUACAGGCAUGUGCCGCCAUGCCUGGCUAAUUUUUGUACUUUUAGUAGAGAUGGGGUUUUGUCAUGUUGGUCAGACUAGUCUUGAACUCCUGACCUCAGGUUAUCCUCCUGCCUCGGCCUCCCAAAAUGUUUGGAUUACAGGUGUGAGCCACUGUGCCCGGCAGAAAAUGUAUUUUCUUUCUCAGGAAUACUUUUAAAAAGACUGAAGGGCGAGGAAAAAAAAACAUCCUGGAGAAGAGAACCCUUUAAAACUUCAAAUAUUUAUCUGUGGGAACGAUUUUUCCUGAUUUUCCCUUUUUUAACAUCAUGGCAAAGAUGGAUUUUUUUUUGCCAGAUGGCCUGAUAAGUACAUAACUAAUGUAUUUCCACUUAAGACUUUAGGUUUGUUUUGAAUACUUAAUAUAAACUAAAGGAGGAAAGUCAACCUAAAAUAAUUUAAACUUAAAAUUAUAUGAACAAUUCAAUAAGACAUUGUGGAUUUUUUCUAUAGAUAAUAUAUUUGAUGCAGAACUUGAGUAUAUGGAAACAUGAUUUUGAUUUUUAAAAUCUAAAAAAAAAAAUAAAAUCAUGCUUCCCUCUAUUGCAAUAUCAGUUAUUUAGUCACAGAGCAGGGUAUGUUUUCAUUGAUUAGAAGGAAAGUUUGAAACUUCUGAUUACCUUUAUGUUGGUUUCUCUUAUUAUUUAUCUCUUGCUAGAUCUGCUAAACCAACCCAGCCUGCUCAGCGAUCCCAUAUUAAAGCAACGUAUAGGCAAUCCACAUCUUUCUUUCCCUUUGAAGUAUAGCUAUUGGAUGGGAUGAGGGACAGGGCCUGGCACUGCGUGGGCACAUGCUUACAAGCUCAUCUUGUGCAUAGAAUCCCUGCCUGUUAAUCACGGACCUCUUUAUACAUUCAACAUAACCACUGUCGUAGAAAAUAGAUAAGCUUCAGCUGGGUUGGCUUUCGAUAGUGGAAAAAGCCACAAGUUUACUUUUUAUGGCCAAAAUUCCUUGUUGACAACUGUGAUAUUCUGAUAUGAUUUGGAAAUAUGUAUGUGUACAGAACCUGCCUCCUGUAAAAGCACCUUUGAGAUAGAUGAUGAAAGUCAUUUUUAAGGCAAAUACUUACCAUGUGACGUUUUGUUAACAAGUGCAUCAGUAGUAGAGCUGGUAUGUUGUUUUACAGGAUGGAAACAUUGAAGAGUCCAGAGAAAAAUAAAUUUUAAAGAACUUGGAAAACAUAAGGUAAACAUGAGAUUUCAGCAUAAAAUCUUUGGUAUGAAGUGAGAGAGAGAAGAGGGAGGCUGGUGCUCUUGCUCCUAAUGAUAGGCUGUGUCCUUCUUCUUGGUGUUGGCAGUAUUAAUUCUGUCAGUAUUAUAAAUGCGUGGUUGACAUAUCUUGUCAGAUGUACCAACAUUAUCGAAAGUAUUCAUGUUAGUCUCAUAUGCCAACAGAAAAGUUCUUCCUUAUGUAAUAUCUCUUUACCUCAGUCCUACGUUUUGAUUCUCUGGAGGAGAUUUUAGCUUGUCUUCAAAAGCCAAAUGUGAAGUCACUAAGCCUGGUGAACCUGAUGGGGCAACUUUUUGAACAGCUUUUCUGGAAGGAGGAGCUUCAGUUGAAAGGCUUUUGAUCACUUCAGCCCGGGACAUGGCCUUCAGAUGGCUCAUUCUCAGUAAAGCUUUAUGUAGACUGUGACACUGUAUAUGUGUGACUCAUAAAACUUUGAUGCAUUUCUGAAGUAGUUUAUUCAUAUUUGUUAUUAGACAGCUUCUUUGUGGAGAUGCAACUUUUUUACUAAAAACAUUGCUUACUUGUAAUGCAAUGCAUCAUAAAUAGGUUAUGUAUAUUCUUUGUAUUAGUCUUAGCCUAAUGAACUUAAUUAUGUUUCUUUCUGUAUUCUCUGCCUCCUCAAGUAGCGUCUGCAGCAAUUGGAAUGAGAAAUCCAGAUAUGCGUUUCAAGUAGUACGUUGCCUGAAUCACAAAUCACUUGAUCACAAUAUUGUACAUAAUUCUUGAUCCUAUUUGUUGCAUUUUAUUGUAAAUUCCCAUUUGCAUCAAAACCUAAUGAUCGUGAUUAAUAAGUAAAAACAAAUGGUGUAUUGCUUUUCAUACAA